AUGCCUUCAAUAUCAAUGUUUGAGGAGGAUGACAUCCAAGUGCAGUAUCAUCCCAAUAGUCAGUGCCAAACACAGGUUUUUCAGUUCGAGGAUUAUGGACGUGGUCUUGGCGCCCCCACAGUAGUUCCACCGGUUGAACCUGAGCCAUGGUACCCAUUCCGAACUCAGAUCGACUGUGAAGUUGCAGAGCUUGUCCUCGAAGCAGCACUCACUCACCAGCAGACAGACCGGCUUUUCGACCUCAUUCUUGGUCCGCAUUUUGUCUUUGAUGCUGAAUGGCUUUCGAAGUUUAACGGUGACAAGUUUGUUCAGUUCAUUCACGAGCCUUGGACUGCCAACGCAUUCUGGGAGUAUCAAGUAUGCGAUACUAUUGUUUUACAGCCUCUCGCCUUCAUUCUUUAUGCGGAUAAAGCCAAAUUGUUGUCAUUUGGCCGGGCAAAAGGUUAUCCUGUCGUUGCUCGGUGCGCUAACCUUCCUGUUGCCAUUUGUAAUGGAGAAGGCUUGGGUGGUGGACAUGUAGUGGGAUGGCUACCAAUUGUGAAGGAGGACAAGAAGCACUCCGGAAAGCCAGUAUAUGUCAACUUCAAAAAUGCAGUAUGGCAUCAAUCAUUUCUGAAGAUCCUUGCCUGCCUCGCACCACUGUUGAAGUUUGGAUCUGCCGUUAAAUGCUGGGAUGACAUCAUUUGUAUCUUAAAUCCGAUCAUACUCAUACUCUCUGCAGACUACGAAGAACAGUCUGUGAUGGCAUUGAUUCAUGGUCUGAUGGGAAAAUUCCCUUGCCCUAUAUGUCUUGUGCCUCAUGAUGAGCUUUAUAAGACAUCUAAUAUCUAUCCUCUUCGCACAUCUGCAGGUGCGAAGGCAUUACGUGUUCAGGCCCGAGAGUCUACAACCUUGGAAGCGCGAGAACAAAUACUGAGCUCCGAGAGCCUUCGUGAUGUUGAUAAUUCAUUUGAUACCAUGGAGAAUACUGAUCUUAUUGUCUUUGCAGCUCAUAAUGUAUUUCGUCAAGAUCAGGAUUCAGAGGCUUAUCUUCUGCUCUGUUGUAUUCAUAGCUAUAAACAUCUUUCUGUACAUCUCUUCGAUGAUAUUGAGGCAAAAGGUGUCACCCAAAACUAUAACACAAAACCAAAUGAAACAAUGCAUGGCCCACUGAAGGAUGCUUAUCAGGAUCGUACAAACUUCAAGAACUUCACUGAGCAGGUAAGCAUUACUAUUACAACAGUCCUUAUCGCAGAAUACAUUUGUGGCAAGUUGAGCUGUCUCGAUGCGCAAAAUCUCAGCCUACUUGAGUCAGAUCUGCCUGAGAUUGAUUCAGAGACUGAACCGACGACAGAUGGGCUACAUUUCAGUCUUGGCUCACCGCAGGCAAUGCAGUCAUUUGCAGAUAUCACUGAGUACCAAUUUCUUAAAGUCAACUAUGAAUCACUCAUUGACUGGCAUACAGAAGCUAGCAUUAUCUUCACACAAUUAUUGAUGGCCUUCACCUGCAUGGUCAGAGAUGUCCAAUACCCUAUCGUGCUCACUCUCCCAUAUGAUCAACCUGUUGGUGCUCAUCCAUGGAAGGACAAAGAUUUUGACUUCUGGUGA
Molecule: messenger RNA, 1587 nt
Organism: Suillus discolor
Lineage: Eukaryota; Fungi; Basidiomycota; Agaricomycetes; Boletales; Suillaceae
Exons: 12
Coding region: 1-1587 (528 amino acids)
Source: RefSeq, a predicted model, not a curated record